AUUGCGGCGGCGGCGGCGGCGGCGGCAGCAGCGGCUACACCAGCACCUUGCAGUCUUGGUAGGGAGACGGCGGCCGGGUAGUGCUUGCAGUCCCGUAGGUUUUCCCACUCGGAUCUGCGCACUCAUCCUCCUUAGAUACGCCCUCGCCUUGUCCUCCUUUGCUGGGGCGCCCACGGCUGGUCUGAUACCUGACAACUCGGCAUGAGAUGAAGCUGUGACAGGUUUGAAAACACAAUGGCAGGAAACAGCCUUGUUCUACCCAUCGUUCUUUGGGGUCGCAAAGCACCAACACAUUGCAUCUCAGCAGUACUUUUAACAGAUGACGGAACCACAAUUGUAACGGGAUGCCACGAUGGACAAAUAUGUCUCUGGGAUCUUUCAGUGGAACUGGAAAUUAAUCCUCGUGCCCUGUUAUUUGGUCAUACAGCUUCAAUCACUUGUUUAUCUAAAGCUUGUGCUUCUAGUGACAAACAGUAUAUUGUGAGUGCAUCUGAAAGUGGAGAGAUGUGCCUCUGGGAUGUGAAUGAUGGCAGAUGUAUUGAAUUUACAAAAUUAGCCUGCACACAUACUGGCAUACAGUUCUACCAGUUCUCUGUUGGAAAUCAGAGAGAAGGAAGGCUUUUAUGCCAUGGACAUUACCCUGAAAUCCUCGUUGUGGAUGCCACUAGCCUUGAGGUGUUAUACUCCUUAGUAUCAAAGAUAUCACCAGACUGGAUUAGCUCCAUGAGUAUUAUUCGAUCCCACCGAACACAAGAGGACACUGUGGUAGCACUCUCUGUGACAGGCAUCCUAAAGGUGUGGAUAGUUACCUCUGAACUAAGUGGCAUGCAGGAUACUGAGCCAAUAUUUGAGGAGGAAUCCAAACCAAUUUAUUGUCAGAAUUGCCAAAGCAUCUCUUUUUGUGCAUUCACACAAAGGUCACUUUUGGUUGUGUGUUCCAAAUAUUGGAGGGUAUUUGAUGCUGGAGACUAUUCCCUGCUGUGUUCAGGUCCUAGUGAAAAUGGACAGACGUGGACUGGAGGGGACUUUGUAUCAGCAGAUAAAGUAAUCAUUUGGACUGAAAAUGGACAAAGUUAUAUCUAUAAGCUACCUGCCAGUUGCCUUCCAGCUAGUGAUUCAUUCCGCAGUGAUGUGGGAAAAGCAGUUGAAAAUUUAAUUCCUCCAGUACAACAUAGCCUCUUGGAUCGAAAAGAUAAAGAGUUGCUAAUUUGUCCUCCUGUUACUCGGUUCUUCUAUGGAUGCAGGGAGUAUUUCCAUAAACUAUUAAUUCAGGGUGAUUCUUCUGGAAGAUUGAAUAUUUGGAGUAUAUCAGACACACCUGAUAAACAGGAAGGUGAUGAAGGGCUCAAAAUGACAACUUCUAUUAGUUUGCAAGAGGCAUUUGAUAAACUGAAUCCUUUUCCUGCUGGAAUUAUAGAUCAACUGAGUGUGAUUCCUAAUAGUAAUGAACCUCUCAAAGUAACUGCAAGUGUGUACAUACCAGCACACGGAAGACUUGUUUGUGGCCGUGAAGAUGGAAGCAUAGUUAUUGUACCUGCCACACAGACGGCCAUAGUACAGCUGCUGCAAGGGGAACACAUGCUUAGAAGAGGUUGGCCACCUCACAGAACACUCCGUGGUCAUCGGAACAAAGUCACAUGUUUGCUAUAUCCUCAUCAGGUCUCAGCUCGGUAUGAUCAGAGAUAUCUGAUAUCUGGAGGUGUGGAUUUUUCAGUCAUAAUUUGGGACAUAUUUUCUGGAGAAAUGAAGCAUAUCUUCUGUGUUCAUGGUGGCGAGAUUACUCAACUUCUAGUUCCACCUGAAAACUGUAGUGCAAGAGUGCAGCACUGCAUCUGCUCUGUAGCCAGUGACCAUUCAGUAGGACUUCUAAGUUUGCGGGAGAAAAAAUGCAUCAUGUUGGCGUCUCGUCACCUUUUCCCUAUUCAGGUGAUCAAAUGGAGGCCUUCUGAUGAUUACUUGGUCGUAGGGUGUUCAGACGGCUCCGUGUAUGUCUGGCAGAUGGAUACUGGUGCGUUGGAUCGCUGCGUGAUGGGGAUCACGGCAGUAGAGAUACUGAAUGCUUGUGAUGAAGCUGUUCCUGCUGCGGUUGAUUCACUUAGUCAUCCGGCAGUCAACCUGAAACAAGCCAUGACAAGGCGCAGUCUUGCUGCCCUUAAAAAUAUGGCCCAUCAUAAGCUACAAACCCUUGCAACUAACCUGUUGGCGUCUGAGGCAUCUGACAAGGGGAAUUUACCUAAAUAUUCUCAUAACUCCCUGAUGGUUCAAGCAAUAAAGACAAACCUAACAGACCCAGACAUACAUGUGCUUUUCUUUGAUGUGGAAGCGUUGAUUAUUCAACUCCUGACUGAAGAAGCCUCUAGGCCAAAUACUGCACUUAUUUCCCCAGAGAAUUUGCAAAAAGCAUCUGGCAGUUCAGACAAAGGGGGCUCUUUUCUAACUGGAAAACGAGCCGCAGUUCUCUUCCAACAAGUGAAAGAAACUAUCAAAGAGAACAUAAAGGAACACCUUCUUGAUGAUGAAGAGGAGGAUGAGGAGAUGAUGAGGCAGAGAAGGGAAGAAAGUGAUCCUGAAUAUCGGGCCAGCAAAUCUAAGCCACUGACCCUACUGGAAUAUAAUUUAACUAUGGACACUGCAAAGUUAUUCAUGUCCUGCCUUCAUGCCUGGGGUUUGAAUGAAGUCCUGGAUGAAGUUUGCCUCGAUCGCCUUGGAAUGCUGAAACCCCACUGCACCGUGUCGUUUGGUCUGUUGUCGAGAGGAGGCCAUAUGUCGCUGAUGCUUCCUGGUUAUAAUCAGCCUGCUUGUAAACUGUCACACGAGAGAACAGAAGUGGGAAUGAAGCUGCCAGCGACUGAAGGAAUAGGAAAGGGAACUUACGGAGUGUCCCGGGCUGUCACCACACAGCAUCUCCUGUCUAUCAUUUCUUUGGCAAAUACCUUAAUGAGUAUGACCAAUGCAACUUUUAUUGGUGAUCAUAUGAAGAAGGGCCCUACCAGGCCUCCUAGACCAAGCACCCCAGACCUUUCUAAGGCAAGGGGUUCCCCUCCAACUGCCAGUAAUAUUGUGCAAGGACAGAUUAAACAAGAAACUGCUGUACCUCAAUUCUCUCCUCCUCCUCUCUUCUCUUUUCCUCUGCAAGUUGCCGCACCUGUCGUUUCCGCGCGGUCUGCUGCUGAUCACUCUGGCUCUGACCCUGCUUCUGCUCCUGCUUUACAUACCUGUUUCUUAGUAAAUGAAGGAUGGAGUCAGUUAGCUGCUAUGCACUGUGUUAUGCUGCCAGACCUGCUGGGAUUGGAUAAAUUUAGGCCUCCACUUCUGGAGAUGCUGGCCCGAAGAUGGCAAGAUCGUUGCUUGGAGGUAAGAGAAGCUGCACAGGCUCUGCUUCUAGCAGAAUUGAGAAGAAUUGAGCAGGCAGGACGGAAGGAAACCAUCGAUGCCUGGGCUCCUUAUUUACCUCAAUACAUGGACCAUGUCAUAUCACCUGGAGUCACGGCAGAAGCCAUGCAGACUAUCUCCACGGCUCCGGAAGCCUCAGGGCCUGAAGCCAAAGUCCAGGAGGAAGAGCAUGACCUUGUUGACGAUGACAUCACCACUGGUUGCUUAUCAAGUGUCCCACAAAUGAAAAAAAUUUCCACAUCUUAUGAGGAGAGACGGAAGCAAGCUACUGCUAUUGUUUUACUUGGAGUAAUAGGAGCUGAAUUUGGUGCUGAAAUUGAACCUCCUAAAUUAUUGACCAGACCUCGAAGCUCUAGUCAAAUUCCUGAGGGAUUUGGUUUGACUAGUGGUGGAUCCAACUACUCAUUGGCCAGACAUACUUGCAAGGCCCUGACAUUUCUUCUGCUACAGCCGCCAAGCCCCAAACUUCCUCCACACAGUACAAUCCGAAGAACAGCCAUUGAUUUGAUUGGACGAGGGUUCACAGUUUGGGAGCCUUACAUGGAUGUGUCUGCCGUCCUGAUGGGGCUUCUCGAACUUUGUGCUGAUGCUGAGAAACAACUUGCCAACAUCACAAUGGGGCUGCCUCUGAGCCCGGCAGCCGACUCCGCCCGCUCGGCGAGGCAUGCCCUCUCGCUCAUUGCCACUGCCAGACCACCCGCCUUCAUCACCACCAUAGCCAAAGAGGUACACAGACAUACGGCUCUUGCAGCAAACACCCAGUCACAGCAGAAUAUGCACACUACAGCUCUUGCACGAGCUAAAGGGGAAAUUCUGAGAGUCAUUGAAAUUCUUAUUGAAAAAAUGCCCACAGAUGUCGUGGAUCUUCUUGUGGAGGUUAUGGACAUCAUUAUGUACUGCCUUGAAGGAUCUUUAGUUAAAAAGAAAGGUCUUCAAGAAUGUUUCCCGGCCAUCUGCAGGUUCUACAUGGUCAGCUAUUAUGAGCGGAAUCACAGAAUAGCAGUUGGAGCUCGCCAUGGUUCAGUGGCCCUGUACGACAUCCGGACUGGAAAAUGUCAGACAAUCCACGGACACAAGGGACCGAUCACUGCAGUGGCCUUUGCUCCCGAUGGACGAUAUCUUGCCACCUACUCGAACACCGACAGCCACAUUUCUUUCUGGCAGAUGAACACGUCCCUGUUGGGCAGCAUCGGCAUGUUGAACUCGGCGCCCCAACUGCGCUGCAUCAAAACCUACCAGGUGCCGCCCGUGCAGCCCGCUUCCCCCGGCUCCCACAACAGCCUCAAGCUGGCGCGGCUCAUCUGGACUUCCAACCGCAACGUCAUCCUCAUGGCCCACGACGGGAAGGAGCACCGCUUCAUGGUCUAAAGGCUGCUCUCUGCCACCGCGCCGCGUUUGAGUUCUCUAACCUCUCUAAGCCGAUGCCGCUCUGCCCGCACUCACACCGGAUCCUUCCUCGGUGCCUGCCCACCCCAGAGUCCUCCAGGGGCGCGCUGGGUCUGUGUCACCUGUGCAUGCGUCUCAGGGGCAGACUCCGGCUCGUGCCACCUAUCGAUUCAGAGGCAUGCACACACCACUCCACAGGAUGUGGCCAUCCUGUCACUAGGGAGUUUUUCCCUGCCAGAGAUGGGAGGGGAAAGCCGGCGGUUCCUGGGAACGCUCUCGUUGCUUGGUGCAACAGAAGCCCGGAAAUCAAUACACACUGUGAUUGCACUCCAGCCCAGGUCAGCGUUUUCAGCCAUCUAAACCCCAUCUCUGAAGUGCUGCUUGAUUCUGGUCGUUCUGACCCUGGGCGUUGAGGUCAUGUGGCAGUCCUCAUUGCUGAAAUUAUUUCCCUUUGCAUUUCCUAAAGCAUACUAUUGUUUACCAAAAAGAUUCUGUGUUUACAUGGUUUUUUUUCUUCUGGUGAUUGCUAGGAAAUUACUCAAUCCAAUUUCCUAGGGUUUAGCCAUCACCUUUCUUUAUCAACACUUGAUUUGAGAUUAAUGAAAAAGCAUAUUUAAAAUAUUUCCUUGUAGAAAAUACAGUUUUCCAGUCACCUAGCCCUCUCAAGUGCUCAUGUCCUACUUAGAUGAUAGUGUAUUUAGUAGUUUAAAAUAAAAACAUCACUCCUUACGAUCUAGUUGAUAGAAUUAUCCAGUCACCAUAGUGAAUCUCUUAAAGGGACUUUUGUGAUAAAGAACCGCAUUUGGAAGCAUAGCAUAUACCUAAAAUGAAGACUUGCCUAUCUAUUGCUGUAGAUCUUUUUGUUUAAGAAAGAGCUUCCCCCUUUCCUCCAGAAACUAUAAGCCUGCAGUUCCCAUAUGUGUGACAUAUGUCCAUUAUCAUGUAAUAAUUAUAAUUCAGCCUUCAAACGACUACUGAUCAAUUAAAGAAAAGCUAAGAAGGUAUUUCUUCGAAACAAGUGUCCUAGAAAAUUAAUAACUAUGGCACAAAUGUCCAGGAGUGUAUAUAAGAAUGUGAGAGCUCUAAUUUGAGCAAAUAUUGCAAUGUGUUCAUUAUGCUUUGAAGUAAGCUUUAACUAGAUUACCUUCUUCUCCUUAUGUCAGAUUAUGCUGGUUCUUGCUCAUAAUAAUGGAAAAAAUCCAUAAAGUAAUAUUUUAUAUGAAUUGCUCCUAAAAACCUUGAUCUGUAUAUAGUUGGGGGGGUUGGUUGGUUGGCUGAUUGCUGAUUGGUUGGUUAGUUGGGCAAAAUUGUUUAUCAGAUGCAAAAAUAGAAAAUGAUUUGUUACAUUCAGAGAAAAUAUGAAAGUUGACAGAGGAACCAAAAUUAUAAUGGGAAUAUUUAAUCUAAAAAGCAUAGAUUGUCGGCAUAUGUAAUAAACGAAAAGGCAGGAUGGAGGUCCAGGAAAAAAUACAUCUGUUGUUUUACUGAAACAGAUUUUUAAAGAUCAUAUUAAGACAGUAAGACCACUAGAACAUCUCUUUCAUCUUGAUAUGAAGCAUAUUACUUCUAUUGAUGGCAAAUCUGUACUAUUCCUUGGUUUUAGAUGUGGGGUGUUGUUUCAAAAGUGAAUUUAUGCACAUGCAUGUACAUUGUAUUAUAAAGAUUAUAUAUGUAGUUUCCAAGGAAGAAACAACUAUACAGCGUAGACUUUGUCUGGUGAACAUGCUGUUGUGUUCAGUAUAGGUAGAGAAGUGUGAGAACUGCAAGGUGCACUUUGUUUUUCUAGUGGGCUUCCAAGUCUUCUCCGUACCCAGCACAUGUUUAACUGUAUGAACUUAAAUGGAAAUUAAUUUAUUCUGGACUACAAAACUAUUUGGAAUGAUGAGGUAAACAUAUACUUUAGCGUCUUUUUUUUCUAUUUUUUUAACAAAGCGUUCUGUGCUUCAGGAAGAAGGCGUAGGAACAGUAGGCAGGCCCCACAAAUGCACGGAUGGCUCCCACCUGCCAUGGAGAUUAAAAACAAAACCAUGAGGGCCAGAGGAGCAAAGUCCCUGGGUGGCAGGCCUGGGGACCGCCUUUCAUGCAUCCUGCGUGAACAGAAAGCCAAGCCAAUUGGCCAGGAGAACACCAUGGUCGCAAAAUUCUGUAUGGGUGAUGUCUGGUGGUUAGACAGACAUCUCUAACGACUAAACUAAUAUUUGCAUUCUUGUUAACGUAAAUCUCUCCUUGGCUAUUUUGACAACCACAGUCCCAAAUUUCAUCCCAGCUCAGAUUUCUCAGCACUGAGGUAAACUUCGUAUUGUCAUCCUAGUGUGCACUUUUUUGUGUUUUAUUGAUUCCAUUGGCAUUGUGUUUGGACCUGUCCUUGUGUGUAUAGAGACAUGUGUGGCUCGAUUGGUAAUUUACAAGCAAAAGAUGACAUGAUGUGACACCUAUAUGAAAAUGUAAUGAUUGAACUCAUCGUGCAAAGAGUGGACUAAAGUGUCUGCCUCUCCAGAAAAUUCUCGAUGGCUCCACUAAUAGAUGUAUACAUGCUGAAUGUCCUUGUGUACAUAUGUGUGUUAAAUAAAACUGAAUUGUACUGGAAA
This is a messenger RNA of Microcebus murinus (gray mouse lemur), 7367 nucleotides long. RefSeq names its product WD repeat domain 7 (gene WDR7). Gene Ontology annotation, cellular component: cytoplasm. The record is from RefSeq and is a predicted model, not a curated record. Lineage: Eukaryota; Metazoa; Chordata; Mammalia; Primates; Cheirogaleidae. Gene Ontology annotation, molecular function: protein binding.